GUUAUUACCUUUUCGGCUCUCCAACAGAGCCCAGACCGACCGGAUAUUGGGGCAGGGUUUCCGCUUCCGUCUUCUCCCUCCUCCCGCUUGAUAUCCGUCGCCACCACAGCGGCCGCUGCCGGGCGCGGAGUUGGCUGGUCGGUUGGUGUGUCUCUCAACGUCGGUGACCGUGCUGUUGAACUGCCCGCCAUGGCUGAGUUAGAUCCAUUCGGCGCCCACGCUAGCGGCCCCGCGCUGGGGAACGGAGUGGCCGGCGAAGAGGACCCUGCCGCGGCCUUUUUGGCGCAGCAGGAGAGCGAGAUUGCGGGCAUAGAGAACGACGAGGCCUUCGCUAUCCUGGACGGCGGCGCCCACGGGCCCCAGCCGCACGGCGAGCCGCCGGGGGGUCCGGAUGCUGUUGAAGGAAUCAUGAAUGGCGAAUACUACCAGGAGAGUAAUGGGCCAACAGACAGCUAUGCAGCUAUUUCACAAGUGGAUCGAUUGCAGUCAGAGCCUGAAAGUAUCCGUAAAUGGAGAGAAGAGCAAACGGAACGCUUGGAAGCCCUUGAUGCCAAUUCUCGGAAGCAGGAAGCAGAGUGGAAAGAAAAAGCAAUAAAGGAGCUGGAUGAGUGGUAUGCGAGGCAGGACGAGCAGCUACAGAAGACGAAAGCGAAUAACAGCACAAACAUAAACCAUCCUUGCUACAGCCUAGAACAGUUAAGUAAACCUUUCUCACUGCCCCUGUGUGUGCCAUGAAGUCGCAGUGUUGUAGUGGCUCUGGGCUUCAGCGGUGUUUGCCACGGCCAUCCCUGUGAGAGUGCCACCCCUCUGUCCCCACAGACCAGUCAUCUCCAUUGCUUUCGCUUUGCCUGUGAUGCCUGUUGGAGUAGAUGAAGUAGUGUGUCUUCCCUCCUCUUAGCAUUGUCCUUUUAGGCUGUAGCUCCUACAAGUUAGCUCCCAACUGGGGAUGGGCUGACCUUGGUGUGAAAAAAUGUUGGAGCAGCAUCCUACCAAAAAGCAGUUCACACUGCUUGGCUCUCAGCCAUUGGGCGCCCACCCCUGCCAGAGUGCCCCAAGAGGCCCAUGGUACCCGGCUGGAGGGAAAAUGGCAAACUUUUGGCUGAGGAGAAUGUCCUAACAAACCCCUUCCAGAAUGGCUUUAGUCUCUAGUGCCUGCUAGCAUGGGAGCUUUGUCUUGAAUUCCUUUUGAGCUGCCCUAUUUCUCUCCAGCCUUAGGAAUAAAUCCAGAGGCUAUUGUGCAGUGACCUGUGGGCUUCUUUGGAGGUCUCUAAAUUUACUUGAAACUCAGUACAGCCCAACAUAAACUGCUGUUCAAGUUCUUGGCCAGCCUGCUGCUUUGCCCUUGCUCAUGAAGGCAGUGAGUAGCUGGCUAAGGACUGGCUUUUUAAAUUCUCUGUAUCAACAGAGAGAGUGAGUCCUGAACCAAACACCUGUAUUCCAACAUUUUACACAGCAGUCCGGGCCCCCUGUGCCUAGGAAAGCUGGCCAUGUGUAUGCUCCCGAGUCUGACCUGGGCCAG
This is a messenger RNA of Aethalodelphis obliquidens (Pacific white-sided dolphin), 1519 nucleotides long. It is a transcript of the gene CLTA, whose product is annotated as clathrin light chain A. The coding region runs from base 190 to 735 and encodes 181 amino acids. Gene Ontology annotation, cellular component: plasma membrane; clathrin coat of coated pit; synaptic vesicle membrane. The transcript is spliced from 5 exons. Gene Ontology annotation, biological process: clathrin-dependent endocytosis; intracellular protein transport. Lineage: Eukaryota; Metazoa; Chordata; Mammalia; Artiodactyla; Delphinidae. The record is from RefSeq and is a predicted model, not a curated record. Gene Ontology annotation, molecular function: structural molecule activity; clathrin heavy chain binding.